Molecule: messenger RNA, 387 nt
Organism: Clonostachys rhizophaga
Lineage: Eukaryota; Fungi; Ascomycota; Sordariomycetes; Hypocreales; Bionectriaceae
Source: the annotation of a GenBank genome assembly
AUGCCUAUCCUCAAGGAUUUCCAGCUCCCAGCCUCCGCGGCUGAGCUCGACCUCUCUGGCAGCUCCAACUCGACCUUGUUCAUCGCCUUCAUCUCGUCCGCAGACCCCAGAACCGGUGCGCCAUGGUGUCCUGACGUCCGCGCCACUCUCCCUGGUAUCCGCGAGGCCUUUGCCAGCGACAGCACCCCAGACCUAGUCAUCGCCGAAGUCGGCCAGAUCCCCGAAUGGAGGGACUCGAAGAACGUAUUCCGCACCAAGUGGGAUGUCCACAACGUUCCAACUCUGGCCCGAUUCAAGCUGGUGAACGGCAAGGUAUCGGAGAAGGGCCGGUUGGUCGAGGGAGAUCUCCUGGAUGCCCAGAGGCUUAGCGACUUCAUCAAGCAGUAA